Epithele typhae is the source of this 1845-nucleotide messenger RNA. RefSeq lists its product as uncharacterized. Bases 1 to 1845 code for a protein of 614 amino acids. The record is from RefSeq and is a predicted model, not a curated record. The transcript has 4 exons. NCBI's taxonomy places the organism in Eukaryota, Fungi, Basidiomycota, Agaricomycetes, Polyporales, Epitheliaceae.
AUGUCCAUGUCCGACUCCGCAGGCUGCCGCAUCCUCGCCGUCUCGCCGUCCGCCGCGCGCGCGCACCAGUUCGUGCAACGUGUCCAGGCGCUCUCCGCCGCGCUCGCCCGCACCGGCUCCUUCGGUGACGGCAAAGGCAAGGAGACUGAGGCCGAGGCAGACGCGGCACCGACGGGACGGGAGCAGACGUCGGUCUCCACCUCGCCCGACCCGCUCGCGGCGGGCAGCAGCACGAGCAUCCCGUGGACGAUCGCGAACCGGUACUACACCGCGGAGGUGCACUUCGAGACGCACGACGUCGACCGGUUCCGGGCGCUGCACGCGGUCGGCGUCCCCGCCGUCAUCUACGUAUGGGGCGCCAGCGAGCCGUACAGAGAGCACAUCCCGGCCAUUGCGAACAAGAUCCGGGCCUACGACCCCGAGGUCGCGCUCGCCGUCCGCUUUGGCGUCGGCGAUGCGGCGGACCCGCCACCGGGCACGAACGAGGACGAGGACGGGCUGGACGAGUUCAUGUCGGAGCACGGCUUCGAGUUCGUCGAGGGCGAGCGGGCGUGGCGGCGACCGACGCAGGACGAGGACCGGCACUCGGAUGACGAGGACUCAGGCAUCCCCGGCCUCCCGCGCGUGAUCGACGCGCUGAGCACGAUCAUGUGGCCCUCGCUAGUGCAGUCCGCGGCGACGCGCCAGCGCAAGUCGCGGGCGCGCGACCUCAUCGGCUGGGCUCUCGAGGAGGAGGCCGACGACGGCCUACGCGCGCUCAUCCCCGACGUGCCUCGCGCUCCCCCUGGCGUCGGUCCGGACCUGGACGAGGCGGUCGCGGCGGGCGCGGCGGGCGCGGCGAAGCGCAAGAGCCGGAUGCAGCGCGAGAUGGAGGAGCUCGAGCGGUGGCUGGAGGACGAGGAGGCGGGCGCGGGGCGCAAGUUCGGGCGAGACGAGAAGGCCAAGGCGCAAGAGAAUGAGCACGAGGAGCAGCAGCAGAGAAAGGAGGCCGCGGCGGACGAGGAGGCGCGGACGUGGGUCGCGACCGCGCCCGUGUCCGCUGCGGACGGCUGGGAAGACAUGCUCGCGCCCCCGUCCGCGGCGCACACCCCACGCGACGCGACGUUCCCCGACAUCCACCUCCCCGCGCCCUCCCCCCGCGUGGGCUCGGACGACGGCUCGGACGCGGAGACGGAGCACGGCUUCGACGACGACUUUGCCGACUUCGUCGCCGCGGGCCCCUACAUCCUACCCACGCACGACGCGGACCGCUUGCUCGAAGUCCGGUACGACGUCGGUCGGCUGACGCCGAUGCACACCGGGGCGUCGUACCGCUCGCUCGGGUCCGUGUCCGACUUCGGGGGGAACGACAGCAUGAGCGCCACGAGCGGGGCGUACGGCGUGCUGGGCGACGACGACGACAGCGACGACGACGCGCUGAACGAGGGCGGGGACCCCGACCUCCCCAGCCGCGCGGAGAUCUUCGAGACCUCGCGCCGGCUCUUUGGCGCAGGGGCGUUCGCGCCCGCCCCGGACGACCCCACCCCCCUCGCCUCGACGUCUGCGCCUGCCGCUCGCGCGCCGGAGCCGCGCUCACCGACGGCGGCGGACGCAGACGCGGCGGCGGACCUCUCCCUCGACACGGACGACGGCGAGGAGUCGUUCGCGGCGCUCGACCUCUCGCGCGUGUUCAGCGUGCUGCAGGGCAUGAAGGACGAGAUCGCGGGCAUGGACGACGAGGACGAGCGGCGGCGGGCGGCCGCGCGCGUCGCGCUCGGGCUCGUCUACGGUCUUGGCGGACCCGGGACUGGGGGCAGGGCGGGGAGCACGACAGGCGUUGCGGGGGAGGAGGCGGGCGCGGCGUGA